This is a messenger RNA of Oncorhynchus nerka (sockeye salmon), 2447 nucleotides long. It is a transcript of the gene enpp6, whose product is annotated as ectonucleotide pyrophosphatase/phosphodiesterase 6. Bases 28 to 1467 code for a protein of 479 amino acids. Gene Ontology annotation, biological process: lipid metabolic process; choline metabolic process. The record is from RefSeq and is a predicted model, not a curated record. NCBI's taxonomy places the organism in Eukaryota, Metazoa, Chordata, Actinopteri, Salmoniformes, Salmonidae. The transcript has 9 exons. Gene Ontology annotation, molecular function: glycerophosphodiester phosphodiesterase activity. Gene Ontology annotation, cellular component: plasma membrane.
CCUGCUCGCAUAGUUCAGUACCGUUACAUGUGCAUGCAUAUCAGUGGACCGUCACGAGCCAUCAUGUCCAGACUGAGCCUGGCCUGCGCUAUCGCCAUUCUCGCAGUGCUUUUUUCGGGAUCCUGCCUCGCCAGCCGCAAACUUCUAGUGUUCCUCAUCGAUGGUUUUCGAUAUGAUUACAUGGACGAUCUGCAAAACUUGCCUGGGUUUAAAGAGAUUAUGGAUAAUGGGGUCAAAGUGGAUUACAUGACCCCCGACUUCCCCAGCCUUUCAUACCCCAAUUACUACUCACUAAUGACAGGUAGCCUUCCACAAGCUUCCCACAAUAAGCUGGGUGAAUUUUGGCCCAUUUCUCCUGACAGAGCUGGUGUAACUGAGUCAGGCCGGUACUGUGAAGUGCACCAAAUUACAGGGAAUUACAUGUGGGAUCAGGGCUCUCUCAAGGAAUUCCUAAUCGGCAUCAACCCAGACAGUCGGCUGCCAAUGUGGUGGGACGGGUCUGAGCCCAUCUGGGUAACCAUGCAGAAACUCGGAAAGAAAGUCUUCAUGUACUAUUGGCCCGGUUGUGAGGUGGAGAUUCUGGGUGUGAGACCUUCGUUCUGUGAGGAAUAUGUCUACAAUCCCACAGAGAGAAAUCUGACAGAUUCUAUUGAAAGAGCUCUCGAUGGUUUACGUAGUGGCAGAGCAGACAUGGCUGCUGUGUACUAUGAGAAGAUUGACGUAGAGGGGCAUCACUAUGGCCCCAUGUCUUCUCAGGUGAAGACUGCUGUUCAGAGGCUGGACAUCGCCUUCCAGGUGCUAAACCAAAAAAUUAAGGAGAAGGACCUGCGUGACGAGCUGAACAUCAUCAUGUUCUCCGACCAUGGGAUGACAGAGAUCAAGUGGAUGGAGAAAGUCAUUGAGCUUGUGACGUACAUAAACAUGUCUGACGUUGUCAAGAUGAUGGACCGGGGGCCUGUCGUCAGUCUGUGGCCAAAACAAGCUAAAUAUGAGGAGGUCUACAGAGCACUGAGCAGUGUACGGAACAUGAAUGUCUACAGGAGGAAUCAGGUCCCUGAUCGCUUCCAUUACAAGGGGGGGAAGUUUGUCUCCAGUCUGACCCUGGUGGCUGACCCUGGCUGGUUCAUAACAGAGAGCAAGUCCAAACUGCCUUUCUGGCAGAACAGCAGUUCACCAGAGCCGCAGGGAUGGCAGCAUGGUUGGCACGGCUACGACAAUGAGUUUGUGGACAUGCGGGGCUUCUUCUUAGCACAGGGACCAGAUUUCAAGAGGAAUGUGCGUGCGGCCCCUAUCAGAGCAGUGGAUGUGUACAACCUGAUGUGUAAGACUCUGGGGAUUCUGCCUCUGCCCAACAACGGUUCCUGGUCCCGGGUGGAAUACCUUCUCAGUGGCUCUGUGGGCCUGGCCUGGCCUAGUCCUCUCUGGGCUCUGGGUCUACUAGCCCUGGUGCUGUCUCUACAGGCUUAGAACCAGAGAGAUUCCCUCUUUCACUAGAGUGGGUGAUGUCAUAUACCCACAUAGCUCUAUAAUGCGCUGAUAAUGGCAGGCAGAGUCAUGGAUCCUAUUAAAUGAUUAUUUUGUGUUUUCAUUCCUAAUUCUAUGGGCAGAGCCAUGUAGUUGAGUCCUAGACAUUCUGUUACCUAACAGAAUGUUACAAUGCUCCCCAUGUAAUGUUAAUGGGGAGCUAACAUGGCUGCAAUAGAAUGUUGCGGUGCCAUGUAAAUGCAGAAAUCUCAAUGGCCCAACUCUAUAAAUACAUGGUUCUGAUGGCAGCAAUCUACCCUGUCAUGGCACCUGAGCCAACACAGGUUUCCAAACCAUUUCCUAUUCUAAACAUGACAGUGAAAAGUACAAAGCACAUUGAUCACACAGGUUUCCAAACCAUUUCCUAUUCUAAACAUGACAGUGAAAAGUACAAAGCACAUUGAUCACACAGGUUUCCAAACCAUUUCCUAUUCUAAACAUGACAGUGAAAAGUACAAAGCACAUUGAUCACACAGGUUUCCAAACCAUUUCCUAUUCUAAACAUGACAGUGAAAAGUACAAAGCACAUUGAUCACACAGGUUUCCAAACCAUUUCCUAUUCUAAACAUGACAGUGAAAAGUACAAAGCACAUUGAUCACACAGGUUUUAUAUCUAAAUAUGGGUUGACAGUGCCUUCAGUUUAUAUAACAUAACCAAAAACUCUCUUUGCAAACCAAAACAUUUUAUAAGUAAUCUGGACCAACCUUAAGUACACAAUCAUCUCUAUCGUGAUUUGCUGCUGUUAAAGGAGCUAACAUGAGUGCCGUAAAUUCCUUACAGCAUCAAUGUCCUCUUCAUCAUUGUAUCUGUGAAGGAGGGUUGGAUGAAAGAAUGAUGUCUUUUUUUAUAAUUGUUUGAAUAUGAGGUUUAGAAGAACUCUCUGCAUUGUUCUAUACUGUAAUGAAGUAAAUGUCGUUUUUUA